This is a messenger RNA of Ziziphus jujuba (common jujube), 2322 nucleotides long. Its product is annotated as xylan glycosyltransferase MUCI21. Lineage: Eukaryota; Viridiplantae; Streptophyta; Magnoliopsida; Rosales; Rhamnaceae. The transcript has a single exon. Bases 862 to 2205 code for a protein of 447 amino acids. The record is from RefSeq and is a predicted model, not a curated record. Gene Ontology annotation, molecular function: glycosyltransferase activity.
AAAACCCAACCAGACCAACGCUGUUUGCCAACUGAUCUAACCAAGAAUCAAAAGUGCUUUGAAUAAAUUAAUAAAUAGUUUACCACAUAACCCACUUGUCCAUUUGUAUAUAUCUCUUGCUUUCAUGGUCUGAGAUUCUGUUCUCAAUGACGGAGAAAAGUUCUGUCUCUCACUCAGUCACUCUCUUGGGAUCUCUUCUAAACCAUUCCCAUCCCAUCCUUGUUCAAAAGCUGACCCAGUACUGAAACAAAGUAGGUUAUUGCUUUGCACAAAACAUGGGGCAUUAUCAGCGCUGUUCUAAAUAUCACUGGAAAAAGAGUGAACUACCCCUGCAAGCUUUUUUGAUAGAGAGUGCAAGCUCUAGCUUUUACAAGAAAAUUACAAGGCUCAAGCUUCUCUCUUUCUUCCUUGCUAUUCUUUCUUGCACCUUUGUCUUGGCCACUCAGCUAUUUAGCUCCUCUUCUCACCUCUCUCUCUUAUGUAAAACCUUCUUUCCCUUAUCUCUCAUGGCUUUCUUUUAAAUUUCCCCUUUAUUUAUUUUUUGAUUUGUCAUUUGAUGUGUCUUUAUACUUUUGUAGAUUCAUUUCAAGAAGGAAAUUAUGGAUUAGAGGCUCCCUUGUGUACUACAAUCUCCACUGGUAUCUACUACUUAACCUCCCUCUUUCUCUCUCUCUCCAUCUCUGUGUGUGUUGGUCAUUUAUUUGUGUCAUAAAAUUUUCAAGUUCUAUGAUCAAUGCGUAUUUAUACACUAUUGUGAAUAGGGAUAAACUUUAUGCUACAAGACCCACUUGUCGGUUAUAAAUUUCUUAAUUUCAUAAGACAUUUAUUUAAAAUUCUGUUUGCUAAUUUGUUUCCCCUUUAAUGGAAGGAACUAUAUGUUGUGAUAGAAGCAGUAAUCGAUCUGAUGUUUGUAUGAUGAAAGGGGACGUAAGAAUGCAGUCUACAUGCUCUUCCAUUUUCCUCUAUGGCUCCUCGGACAAAAAUAACUUCACCAAUAAUUUCAUUCCCAACAUUGCCGAGGAAGAUGAACAAGAAGAUCAUGAGCAGGUACUCAACCACGAAAAGAUCAGACCCUAUACCCGAAAAUGGGAAACAUCUACCAUGAACAACAUUAAUGAAUUAAACCUUAUUGCAAAGGAAGGCAACCCAGAACUAAACCACCAUCACUGUGAUGUGCAGCAUGAUGUUCCAGCAGUGUUUUUCUCAACCGGGGGAUAUACUGGUAAUCUUUUUCAUGAAUUCAAUGAUGGGCUUGUUCCAUUGUACAUUACUUCCCAGCAUUUCAACAAGAAGGUCGUGUUUGUCAUUCUUGAAUACCAUAAUUGGUGGACCAUGAAGUAUGGCGAUGUCCUUUCUCAGCUCUCUUAUUACCCACCUAUAGAUUUCUAUGGAGAUGUGAAAACUCAUUGCUUCCCAGAAGCCAUUGUUGGUCUCAGAAUCCAUGGCGACCUCAGUGUAGAUUCUUCAUUGAUGGAGGGAAACAAGAGCAUUAUUGACUUCCGCAAUCUUCUUGACAGAGCUUAUUGGCCUAGGAUCAGAGGUCUAAUUCAAGACGAGGAACGGGAAGCACAGAAUAUGCAGAAGGAAAAUCAUUUUGUGCCUCUAGAAUCAGAAACCUUGUUAAAUCUUAGGGAGAAAAUGGUGGAGGAUCAAAUGGACAAACCCAAACUGGCUAUAUUAUCUCGAAAUGGAUCUAGAGAAAUAACCAACGAGAACUUACUGGUACAGAUGGCAGAGGAAAUUGGAUUCCAAGUUGAGGUUUUGAGUCCGAACCCAAGAUCAGAAUUGGCAAAAAUUUAUAGAGCUCUCAAUUCAAGUGAUGUUCUAGUUGGCGUUCAUGGAGCUGCCUUGACUCACUUCCUGUUUAUGAAGCCUGGCUGUGUGUUUAUCCAAGUUAUUCCCCUUGGAUCAGAGUGGGCAGCAGAGACAUAUUUUGGUGAGCCAGCAAGAAAACUAGGCUUAAAUUAUAUUGGGUACCGAAUUCUUGCUAGAGAAAGCUCUUUAUAUGAUAAAUAUGAUGAAAAUGAUCCAAUUCUUAGAGAUCCAACAAGUGUCAACAAAAAGGGAUGGGAAUACACAAAGAGUAUCUACCUUGAUGGCCAAAAUGUGAGAUUAGAUCUCAGAAGAUUCCAAAAGCAUUUGGAUCAUGUUUAUCAUUACUCUGUGUCUAGAAUUAAGCGUAAACUUUAUCUCCAAUCACAGUGAUUUGUGGUUUUCAACAAAUUCUUGACCAAUCCCUGAAUCUUAUCUAAAGAAAUAGAUUGGUUGGUGAGGACAAACUGGGAAGGUAGAAGCUAAGUUUGUGAAUUGUAGAAAUUCUUG